CCCUCCCGUCGAAGCCUCGCCCGAAAUCAACCGCCACCACAAUCAUCACCACGUCCACAAUGCGUACCAUAAACCAAACCCCAAGCCAAAGCCGAAGGCCACACCAGUCGAUGCUCACCACCACUACCAUCAACACCAGCAUCAACACAUAAUGACACCACCUCCCUCCCCACCACCCGCACCCGCACCAGCAGCAGAACCAGUCCGACACCAUGUGCACUACACCUAUCCUAUUCCUCGCAACGUGAGGCUUCCGACUCCCGUUCCUACCGAUUUCGAAGAGGAAGCUGAAGAAGAAGAUAUCUACAAGGAAGCGAGUUAUCUUCGGCAUUACCAUCACCACGAUCACCGGCACCAUCAUCAGCAUGCUUCACGGGCUACUAUGCCCAAGACCCAUCAGUGUCGCCAUGGCCACCAUAUUCACGGGCAGUUCGCGGGUCACUGCAAGCACCAGACACACCCGAAGACCCAUAUGCAUACGCAUACGCCCACUCAUGUCCAUAACCAUGGACCUGCUCAUACUCACGCCCACGCUCAUGGGCAGAAAGGGCGGUAUGCGUAUGGGCCUCCGUUGCCGGUGUUUGUGAUGGGGUUUCCUGCGGGGGGUUAUUGA
Aspergillus glaucus CBS 516.65 is the source of this 613-nucleotide messenger RNA. RefSeq lists its product as uncharacterized. The annotation marks the transcript as partial. The record is from RefSeq and is a predicted model, not a curated record. The transcript has a single exon. Lineage: Eukaryota; Fungi; Ascomycota; Eurotiomycetes; Eurotiales; Aspergillaceae.